This is a messenger RNA of Eriocheir sinensis (Chinese mitten crab), 2503 nucleotides long. RefSeq names its product phenoloxidase-activating factor 3-like. Gene Ontology annotation, molecular function: serine-type endopeptidase activity. The transcript has 8 exons. NCBI's taxonomy places the organism in Eukaryota, Metazoa, Arthropoda, Malacostraca, Decapoda, Varunidae. Gene Ontology annotation, biological process: proteolysis. The record is from RefSeq and is a predicted model, not a curated record. Bases 33 to 1184 code for a protein of 383 amino acids.
GUCAGUGACCAACAACAUCUAUACGGACGAGGAUGCUGACUGUGCUACUACCGGUGCUGUUCCUCCUUCCCCACACUGCACAGGGCAUCACCAAGGAGGGGGUGGGGGCGGUUGGGGAGGCCUGCAGCAUGGGUAGCGGGGUGCGGGGGCGGUGCCAGGAGGUGGGGGCGUGCCUGAAGGAGGGGGGCGUGGUGGUUAUGGGGGAGCAGGUCCAGCUAUGCAGCCCAACCCCCUCGGACAUUAUCGUGUGUUGCAGGAAACCGCAUCUAGUUGCAGAAAAUUUGUGCGCAGCGUGGGCCCAGCACUGGAGGAGUCCCGCCGGGCAUUGCAUUGACAAGACCAACCUCAUCGUCGGGGGGGUGAACGCCGACCCGGGGGAGUAUCCGCAUGUCGCUCUCUUGGGUGUACGUAGGGGUAACUUGCCCAUCGUGUGGUUGUGCGGCGGGACCCUGCUGACACCCUACUAUGUGCUCACCGCUGCUCACUGUCUUAAAGAGGACAACGUCGAGUACUGGGUGAGACUUGGGGAGUACAACCGGAAUCACGAUAGGUCCGGCGAGCUAAUACCAGUGGUCAAAGGCCCUAUUCCUUCAUCUGUCCGUUACGCUGACGAGCUCGCUGCCGACACAGCCUCCCUCUCGCCCCUCGAGCAAAAUAUAUUCGUGGAAGGGAUUAUAAACCACCCUGAGUACGAUCUGUUGCUAAAAUACUACGACAUUGCGCUACUCAAACUUAGCACUAAGGCAAACUUGACGGAGCGGGUCCUGCCAGCCUGCCUGCCUACCGACCCCUCGCAGGACUUGGUAGGACAUGAACUCACCGUGAUAGGAUGGGGCCAUACGCAAUUCGGCCACCGCGUGCUGUCGAGGAUCCUGCAGAAGGUAAAUGUGCCAGUGGUGGAUCAGCUAGAGUGCCAGUUCAAGUAUCCGGACUAUCUAGGGCGUGAUACUCCGAAGGGCAUCCUGAAGGACCAGCUAUGCGCGGGGAAGACUGGGCGAGACUCCUGCAAGGGCGACAGCGGCGGGCCCAUCAUAGACCAGAAGGAGCGGGGUGGUAGUCGCUGCGAACAUACUGUGGAGGGGAUUGUGAGCUUCGGGCGUGGCUGUGGCGAGCUGGGGGUCUACACUCGCGUCUCCUCCUACCUCGACUGGAUCACAGGUCAUAUAGCGCCCGGAGACUAUUAAUUAACCUGUGUUUGCGAAGUUUCGUCAGGUAGAUUUUUUUCCCCUUUGUUCUUUACUUUUCCUUUGGUUGUCUCUUUCUCGUGAGUUGAACAGCGCCCGGAGACUAUCAAUUAACCUGCGUUUGUCAGGGUUUGCCAGGCAGAUUUUUUUCACUUGUCACAUUGUUUUUUUAUAACUUUACUUUUCUUUUGGUUGUCUCAUUUUCGUGGGGCAAAUCACAGGUUACACAGCGCCCAGAGACUAUGAGUUAACCUGCGUCUGUCAAGUUUCGUCAGGUAGAUUUUGUCACAUUAUAUUUCUUUUUCUCUACUUUUCCUUUAGUCUGUUUCCUUUUCGUGGGCCAAAUCACAGGUUAGGCAAUAUUCACAAUCUGUUAAUUAACCUGAGUUCAUUAAAAAAAUAAGUGACAACAGCUAAAAUACUAAUAGUAAUAGAACGUGUAACUGUGACGAGAAUGAGAUGAAAGGUCUACCUGACAUUAAUUAAGGAACACUCCAGGUGAGAAGAAACCUGUGAUCCUGUCCAAGGGAAGAGAAACACCUGACUCAGAGCGGAAUGGAAAGACAAAUGUUAAGUGUGUUGUGGGAUAUAAAACCGUAUUUUUAAAAAAUAUUGGCGCCACAGUUCGCCUAUUUGAGGAGCCUUUAUUAGAAGUUACUGGGAUUUUCAUGGACUGUGUUGUGAUCCCAGUGAUAGUUUUAUACGACUUCUGCAUCUUCAACGGGAAAAUCAUCCAUGAAAACCCUAUUAACUUCUCUGUGGCCUUGGGAAAUAAUCGUAAAGGGGCCCGAUACUUGGACCGUAGACCCAAACGGAGUUCCCUCGAUGAUAUUUGUACUCAGUUUUGAUGGCUUCCUAUACUUCUCUGUUUUGCAUCAUCCCUUUCUCUUCUUUUAUGUUCUGUUCUCCUGGGAUCAAAACGUGUCUAGAGUGUCUACCUGAAGUGCUCUCUGUCCGCCAAUGAGUGAGCUACAUGUGAUAUAUUUCUUUGUACUUAAGACAGUGAUUAAAAAAGACAGUGUCAUUAUCAUAAACAAUUUUUUUAAUGUACUUGAUGGAGAUUGGCUGAAAAAACGUGCCAGUGUCAUAUUUUUGUUAUGCUUGAUAUGGAGAUUACAAAAAAGUGUUAAUGUAUUUUUUAUUAUAUUUUAUGGAAAUUAGCUAAAAGAAAGUGCCAAUAUCAUUAGCUAAAUAAAGUGCUAAUGUAUUUUUUAUAACACUUGAUAUGGAGAUUAAAAAAAGUGCCAUUAUCAAUAUUUUCUCCUCUGUACUUUUGCCGAGGAUUGUGAGAAUGAUAAGAAAAAAGUACUAUUUUCUUU